UCGAAAAGCAAACGACGUCGUAUCCCAAGCAUUGUAGCUUUUCUUGCUGCUCAAUCCAUCUUACAUUCUUCAAGAACACUUUCAUUCUUCUAUAGUCUUCACCAUUGGAAAAUCAACCAGCAAUCUUUCUCUGAAUCCUUGUUUUUGUACGUGAAGCAGAUAUGGCAACAACGGAGCAACCCAAACCAGCAACUGAAGAAGCGAAAAUCGAUUUGUUCGAAGAUGAUGACGAAUUUGAAGAGUUUGAAAUCGGUCAAGAGUGGGAUGUCAAGGAAGAAGGGAAAGAAGUAACCCAACAGUGGGAAGACGAUUGGGAUGACGAUGAUGUAAAUGACGAUUUCUCUCUGCAGCUGAGGAGAGAACUCGAAGACAACACUGAGAAAAAGUGAAUCAAAUCUCCAAGUCUAGCAAUGCUUUCAUAUAUGUAAGCUCAUACUAUAUCUUGAAUCAAUGAAUGACUAGUUACUUUCAACUUAUUUUCAUGUUUUUAAUA
Messenger RNA from Helianthus annuus (common sunflower), 493 nucleotides. RefSeq names its product protein DELETION OF SUV3 SUPPRESSOR 1(I). The record is from RefSeq and is a predicted model, not a curated record. Lineage: Eukaryota; Viridiplantae; Streptophyta; Magnoliopsida; Asterales; Asteraceae. Bases 162 to 389 code for a protein of 75 amino acids. The transcript has 3 exons. Gene Ontology annotation, cellular component: proteasome regulatory particle, lid subcomplex; proteasome complex. Gene Ontology annotation, biological process: mRNA export from nucleus; proteasome assembly; double-strand break repair via homologous recombination.